AUGACUCCAGAACCACCAAGAGAUUGUGAAGGCCUCCAUGAGCAUGGUGAGAAUAAUUCAGGUGUGUACGAGAUUUACCCCUAUGGAUCCCGAGCCCGACCUGCCAGAGUUUUCUGUGAUAUGUACACAAUGGGAGGCGGAUGGACGACAAUUGAAAAACGUGUAAAUGGAUAUGUGAGCUUUGAAAGAACAUGGGACGAAUACAAAAGUGGAUUUGGUGACGCGGGACAGGAUUUCUGGAUUGAAAAUGACGUGAUCCACCAGUUAACAAAGGGAAAUAUCUGUAGUCUUUACAUUUCCAUCACUCUGGUAAAUGGUAGCAAACUAUACGAGUUGUACGAUCAGUUCUCAUUCUCAAAUGAAGCAGAAAACUAUCAACUCUUACUGGCGGGGAAGGCCUCCGGAACCUUAG
Saccostrea cuccullata (small rock oyster) is the source of this 412-nucleotide messenger RNA. RefSeq names its product ryncolin-1-like. The record is from RefSeq and is a predicted model, not a curated record. The transcript is spliced from 4 exons. The annotation marks the transcript as partial. Lineage: Eukaryota; Metazoa; Mollusca; Bivalvia; Ostreida; Ostreidae.